AGUUUUUUAAUUGAGAUCUUUCAUGUUUGACUCUAAAUUUUUUCCUAAUUACAAUCUACCAAUUUUUGAAUGAAAACGUCUAUGGAUAUAUUUUGUUAUUGAAAUGGUCGUAUGACGCGUGGCCCUUUCUACGAAGGGCCACAAAGAGGAGAGGACAAUGGACGAAGAAGAGAAGAAGGAGGCCAGUUCUCUUUCAAGCAACGACUCCACGCCCAUCGUUUCACGCGACAAUGGCCACUGUCCGGCGACAAAGGCUAAACAGCCAAAAUAUUGGCGAAAAUCCUACUGUUCCCGUCCAUGGUUCGCAAAGGAUGCGAAGAAAGGGGAGAGGACCAAACGGUCACGUUUCAGCCGCAACGUGGACCGCCAGCAAGGAAUCAAGAAGGUGGUGGUCCUCGAGGAUCUCGAGGACUUCCGCUCCAUUUCUGACGCGCCCACGCGGCAACCCAACAGCCUCUCGACAAUACCGAAUCUCGUUUCCAUUGGUCCGCUUUUUACUCGGCAUAUAAGCAACCACAAUGAGAGGGGCGAUAAUUUGUUCGACACCUCGGUAGAAGGCUUUACCACCCGCGGUAAGAGUCUGUCAUGCUUCGUUAAACACGAAGGACCGACGGUGUAAACAGUAAAUCGCAUCCCGCUGAGGGGCACUAGUUUCCGCUUUUCAACGAUGCUAUUCGUUAUUCGGUCGUUACUCGGGCCAGCGCCUUUUUGAGGGCACUCGAUGGCCAGGGAGUGUGCCCUG
Molecule: messenger RNA, 742 nt
Organism: Osmia lignaria (orchard mason bee)
Lineage: Eukaryota; Metazoa; Arthropoda; Insecta; Hymenoptera; Megachilidae
Source: RefSeq, a predicted model, not a curated record